Messenger RNA from Protopterus annectens (West African lungfish), 1779 nucleotides. It is a transcript of the gene TAMM41, whose product is annotated as TAM41 mitochondrial translocator assembly and maintenance homolog. Gene Ontology annotation, cellular component: mitochondrion. Lineage: Eukaryota; Metazoa; Chordata; Ceratodontiformes; Protopteridae. Gene Ontology annotation, molecular function: phosphatidate cytidylyltransferase activity. Gene Ontology annotation, biological process: cardiolipin biosynthetic process; CDP-diacylglycerol biosynthetic process. The record is from RefSeq and is a predicted model, not a curated record. The transcript has 8 exons. Bases 604 to 1617 code for a protein of 337 amino acids.
CGAAUAAACAUAGUAUAGCCUACGUCACCAAACAGAAUAUGGAAAACAGUAUAAUUUCUGCGCGCUGCUGCUGCAAGUGUGCGUUAUUGGUACAUCUGAUUGCUAAUAUCCAUCUAUUUUGGAGAACUCUACUGCAAACUGUCUCUUAACCGUAAUAUAAGUUCUGCGCCUUACGUUUAUGUAUGUACUGGGCUGUGAAAACUAGUCUCAGCUUUGUCAUGUCAUAGGCUGCAUAUGUCGUCAUAUCAUCUGCGACAGUCUUUACUGUAUAACCAAACACAUGAGAUAUAUCAAUGUCAACUUAAUUACGCUGUUGAAGUUGCAAAUAGUGGGGGCACAAAUUAGCUAUUAAAAGUUUAUGUAAUGCAGGUUGACAUCUAAAUUCAGUUGCUGAUGGUGAAAUCCAUAAAUGCACACCUGAAUUCCAGCAAAACUGUGGAUAUUUGAAAGCCAAUAAUUUAUGUGUAGAUUUGGGAAAAGAAAAUGCUAGCGGCGAGUUACUAAUAUUUUUACUUACAAAUCAUCAGGAUACGCUGUUGUGUCACUUGUUGCUUUUGCAUCAGUACUCUCCUAACCUUUUUGAACGAUACAGCGAGGUUGAAAAUGUCCUUAACAGCCCUUCAAAGUACUGUAUUUUUCCGGAAGAUUCUGUCACAUUUUCCUCAGGAUAUCAGCCUGGCUUUUGCUUAUGGAUCAGGGGUUUUUAGGCAGUCUGGGUCUUCCCAAAGCCAUAUCGGGAAUAAUAUGCUGGAUUUUGUAUUUGCUGUUGAUGACCCCCUUUCUUGGCAUAAAAUAAACAUGCAGAAGAACAAGAAGCAUUAUUCAGUCUUGAGGUUUAUGGGCCCAAAGCAGAUUACCAACAUUCAGAACAACUAUGGAGCUGGAGUAUACUAUAAUACGUUGGUUCCUUGUGAAAGCCAGACCAUUAAAUAUGGAGUUGUCAGCACAAAGACCCUAAUCGAAGACUUGGUGCAUUGGAAGACAUUGUAUAUUGCUGGGCGACUGCACAAACCUGUAAAAAUUCUGAUACAAAACGAGAAUGGCAAACUUCAGGCUGCUCUUGUCAAAAAUCUUAAGAGUGCUGUGACAGCUGCCUUUCUGAUGCUUCCAGAAAGUUUCACAGAAGAGGAGCUCUAUAUUCAAAUUGCAGCAAUUUCAUAUUCAGGUGAUUUCAGAAUGAUCAUUGGUGAAGACCGGUCUAAGAUCCUAAACAUUGUGAAGGCUAACAUGCCCCACUUUCAGAAGCUGUACAGCACCAUUUUGCAGGAUUCCUCUCAAGCAGUUUACAAACAGCAUCAGGGCAAAAUAGAGAUUGACAAGAGCCCAGAAGGUCAAUUUGCUCAACUGAUGUCUUUGCCUAGAACUCUGCAGCAACAGAUAACCUAUCUAGUGGACCCCCCUGGGAAGAACAGGGAUGUAGAAGAGAUCUUACUACAGGUGUCCCAGGAUCCAGACUGUGGUCUAAUUGUUCAGCAAGGUAUUUUACCGAUUGUUAAAUCAUCAAGUUUAACACAGAGUGUAAAGGGAAUAAUUACAGCUGGUUUAAUUAAAACUGUGUCAUACAGUAUGAAGAAACUGCACAAGAUGUGGAGGGGAUGGAGAAGGAAAUCAUCUUAAUGUUCAUUCUUGUCUACCUCUGUAGAUUAAUGAAUUGUGUCUUAUUUAUAUACAUUUAUUGAUGGAUGAUAGAUUUUAUUGCCUAAUAUGUCCUACUGCCAUUUUUACUGAUUUAUUAUGUAUAAAUAUACUUUUUGCUAGGAACUUUGGUGAUCUGAUUCU